UGGGUUAUGACGGCAAUUGACUCAUCCCUACGAUCGAAUAUCGCCUACAUGGACGACGUACACGAUCUGUGGGACGACUUGAAGGCGAGGUUUGCAGUUGGCGAUUCCAUGCGGAUCUACGAACUCAAAGAUAUGAUACGAGGUUGUAGGCAGAACGGAGAUUCAAUUUCGGCCUAUUACGGCCGACUGAAAACCCUUUGGGAUGAGUAUGAUGAGUACCGGGUGGCACCCAAGUGUGCGUGCAGCAGGUGCACGUGUGAUUUGGCAAAGCAAUUUGCUAAGCAAAUAGAAAAUGAAAAAGGCCAUGAUUUCUUGCUUGGUUUAGAUACGGAGAUAUUUGGAACCUUACGUUCAAAUAUCCUAAGUCAAGAGGAUCUUCCAACUUUGACUAGACUCUAUAACAUGUUCACCCAAGAAGAGCGUCAUAGAAAUAUGAUGCGAGGACGAGAAGAGCGGACUGAUGUUGUGGCAUUUGCGGCUGGACCUAGUUCGUUCCAUGUACGUACUGAACAGAAGGUCGUUUGUGCUUUCUGUAAGAAGCCCGGCCAUGAGAUUGACCAAUGUUUUAAGCGCACCGGAAAAUAUCCGGACUGGUGGUAUGAUAACCCCGGGAAGGGACGAGGAGGACGUGGCCGGGGUGCUGGACGUGGACGCGGCAAAGCUGUGGCAAAUGCCGUAGGUAUUGAUGAGUCACUUGGAUCCGAGGUGUCUCAGGUGGGGACACAAGCAGCGAACACCAGUCAGCCACCUUGUUUCACUGACGAGCAGUGGAGAGGUUUUCUGCAGCUCAUGGAAACGUAUAAGACAUCAUCGGUGUCGGCGGAAAAAUUAACAGGACCCGCCUACGAGGAUGCCGAUUGGAGUGGGUAGACGCCGCGGGGGAGUGUACUAUUUCCACAGUAUUGAAGAAACUCUGGCACUAGCAGUAGGAGAAGAAAAUAAAAGUGAGAUUUGGCAUGCAAGGCUCGGCCAUCCUUCACCAUCAGUAUUACGUAAAAUAUCUAGUUCCAAUCAUGUGAUUUCUUCUAUUAAUUUGUAAAAUAAACCUUGUGAUGCUUGUUUACGGGCCAAGAAAACUAGAGAUGUAUUUGGAAUAAAUUCUGCCAGAGCUAGUGAUUGUUUUGAAUUAAUCCAUUGUGAUGUAUGGGGUCCUUACCGUUUGCCUUCU
Molecule: messenger RNA, 1168 nt
Organism: Cuscuta epithymum
Lineage: Eukaryota; Viridiplantae; Streptophyta; Magnoliopsida; Solanales; Convolvulaceae
Source: the annotation of a GenBank genome assembly